AUGACAACAUCAUGUGCAUUAACAGAACAUGAAUUGCUUUAUGAUACACUAGGACAUAAACUUUAUCUUGCAUUAACACCAUUUAUUAUUUGUAUUGGAUUAAUUGGAAAUAUUCUUACUGUUUGUGUAUUUAUAUUAACAGAUCUUAAAAGACAAUCAGUAUCUAUAAUAACAAUUGCAUUAGCUAUAGCUGAUUCAUUUGUUCUUCUUAUACCUGUUUCAAUAUUAUGGCUUGAAAAAAUAUUAAAACGAGAAUUAACUGAUCUUUCACCAUUUUGGUGUCGUACUCAUGGAUUUUUUGAUUUAACUUUUACAAGUUGUUCAAGUUGGUUAAUGGUUUGUAUAGCAUUUGAACGUUUUUGUGCUGUUUGGUUACCACAUAAUAAUAAAAAAAUAUUUACACAUCGAAAAACAUUUAUUCUUGUUCUUAUUAUUGUAUUUUUAUCAACAAUUUUAUCAACAUGGUUUAUAUUUGUUGUUAAAACAACACGAACAUCAAUAAUAUCAUUAAAAAAUCAUACGGAAAAUAUUUUAUUGACUUCUGAUAAUCGUACAACAAAUCAACAUUGGAAAUGUAAUCUUGUUGAUGAUAGUCUAUAUGAUUCUAUGGGUAUGUUUUCUGUUAUAAUUAAUUAUAUAUUACCAUUUAUGUUUGUAUUAUUAUUAAAUUCGACUGUUAUUUAUCGUUUAUGUCAACGUGGUAUUGUUGAAUUAACAUCAUCAAUAACAGUUAUGUUAACACUUGUUUGUUUAGUACAUUUAUUUUGUACAUUACCAUUUCAAUGUUGGUGGAUAUAUUAUGAAAUUCCUGAUCAAACAGGUGAUUGUAUAUGGUUAAAAAAGAAAUUAACAUGGCGUACAAUAACAUUUACAAUACGUAAUAUAAAUUAUAUGGCAAAUUUUUUUCUUUAUUCAUGUUCAUCAAAAUUAUUUCGUAAUGAAUUAAAAAGUUUAAUUUUUUUAAGUUUAUUACCACAUGAAAAAUAUCAAAAUUAUCAUUAUCGUCGACAGUCAUUAUAUGAUAAUAUGCAACAACAACGUAUUUCAUUAACUCAUCUUGUUAUGAGACGUUUAAGUAGAACAACUGACUUUACAAAUGUUGGUAUUUUUCAUAGUGGUACAAAUGUUACUCCAGCUAAUAAUCCAAAUGGAAAUAUUUAG
Molecule: messenger RNA, 1161 nt
Organism: Rotaria sp. Silwood1
Lineage: Eukaryota; Metazoa; Rotifera; Eurotatoria; Philodinida; Philodinidae
Source: the annotation of a GenBank genome assembly